GUGAUAAUUACAAAUUGUGAAAAAAAACAGACUGAAUUGUUUCUGAAGCUAUUGAGGCUAUCACAUCAUAUGUCUGUAAGAACUUGCUGUAACCACACUCACUCAUAAUGGUGGAAACUAAAAGCUCAGGUUUUCUCAACUGGAGUAAAAUGGCUUUGCUGCAAUUUAUAAUUCAAACUUUGAUUGUUUUGUUCUUAAACCUGCCUAUUAAUGUUGCUGUGGAAAUUAUUGGAGGUGGCAAAGUUAAGUCUCACUCAAGACCUUACAUGACAUCUAUCCAAAAUAAUAAUUCCCAUGUUUGUGGAGGAACCCUGAUCAAACCAAACUGGGUACUGACCGCAGCACACUGUGUCAGAUAUCUUAUAUCAAAGAAGCAAACAGUCGUUCUUGGAGCUCAGUCCCUUUCCAAGAAAGAAAAAGAAAAACAAUUUCUUAAAAUCAAGAAAAAAUACCAGCACCCAAAAUUCAACUGGGAUCGUUUUACGAAUGAUAUCAUGCUGAUCGAGUUGGAUGGUGCAGCAAAAAUAACCAAAUCUGUGGAUGUUUUGGCCCUGCCUGAAAUGACGAACGAUGUUGAAGCUAAAACAAAGUGCACUGUUGCAGGCUGGGGAAAAACCAAAUCCAAAGAGAUAUCAGACAUCCUGAAAGAAGCUAAACUUCCUGUCAUAGACAGGAAGACGUGCCGGAAAAAUUACCAAUCACUUGACAUAACCGACAAUAUGAUCUGUGCAGGUGACAAGAAGGGUAAAAAGGAUGCAUGUGCGGGUGAUUCAGGUGGACCACUAAUAUGUAAAGAAGGGAAGAAGAAUGUGUACAGAGGCAUUAUUUCAAAUGGAAAAGGGUGUGCAGUGCGGAAUAAACCUUCCAUAUGUACACGUUUGUCAGAAGAGUACAUACGUUGGAUACAGAAGACAAUCCGUGUUAGUAUGUAAGAGCAAAGGAAAGUCAGGAAUGAGGCUCAUUGAUGUAAAGAUUAAUUCUUCAGUGAAUUAAAUGCAAUAGGAAGACUCAAUUCACUUACGCAUCAAAGACAUGUAAUAAGAAUUCACUUUUGCUUAUACAUUAAAAUGGAAUGUGUAGCUUGAACUUUAAUCACACUUCUGUUGUUCAAAACGUUGCUUUUUGUUUGAAGUAUU
Molecule: messenger RNA, 1136 nt
Organism: Callorhinchus milii (elephant shark)
Lineage: Eukaryota; Metazoa; Chordata; Chondrichthyes; Chimaeriformes; Callorhinchidae
Product: granzyme K-like
Biological process (GO): proteolysis
Molecular function (GO): serine-type endopeptidase activity
Source: RefSeq, marked provisional